Plenodomus lingam JN3 is the source of this 1845-nucleotide messenger RNA. The record is from RefSeq and is a predicted model, not a curated record. Lineage: Eukaryota; Fungi; Ascomycota; Dothideomycetes; Pleosporales; Leptosphaeriaceae.
AUGGCGCGCUCCCUGUCCAGCUUCCUCCUUCCAAUAUCUCUGCUCGCCUCUGCUGCCUAUGGUGCAGUUGUGACAUAUGACUUCGAGGCAGGUUGGGUAUACGCCAAUCCUGAUGGCCAACAGACACGCCCCGUUCAGGGUAUCAAUGGUCAAUGGCCGAUCCCACCCAUUGUCGCCAAUGUUGGUGAUCAAAUCAUCGUCAACCUGAAGAAUUCGCUCGGAAACGAGUCGACUUCUCUGCAUUUCCAUGGUCUCUACAUGAAUGGCACUACUCACAUGGAUGGCCCUGUUGCUGUUACGCAAUGUGCUGUUGUGCCAGGCAGCUCGUUCACGUACAACUUCACAAUCAACCAGCCUGGAACUUAUUGGUAUCAUUCCCAUGAGCGGGGUCAGUAUCCAGACGGCAUACGCGGGCCUUUGAUCAUUCAUGACCCAGAAGACCCCUUCAAGGACAUGUACGACGAGGAAAUCGUCAUCACCCUCUCCGACUGGUACCAUGAGCUCAUGCAACCACUCCUCUCACAAUUCAUCAGCGUUGCCAAUCCCUCCGGAGCUGAGCCCGUGCCUCAGGCUGCUCUUAUGAACGACACACAAAACUUGUCGGUCAAGAUUGAGCCGGGUAAGACAUACCUAUUCCGCCUAGUCAACAUGGGUGCUUUUGCCGCACAGUAUGUCUGGUUUGAAGAGCACACAAUGAAGAUUGUUGAAGUCGAUGGCAUUUACACGGAACCUACCGAUGCGAAUAUGCUGUAUCUCACUGCGGCGCAACGAUACAGUGUGCUUGUGACUGCAAAGAAUGAUACAAACUCCAACUUUGCUUUUGUCGGAUCCAUGGACCAGGAUCUGUUUGAUGCCAUUCCCGACGGCCUGAACCCCAAUGUCACAGGCUGGCUCGUCUACGAUGAUAGCAAGGAGAAGCCAGCACCAAAGGAAGCCCAAGCUUUUGAACCGUUCGACGACUUCACCUUGGUACCCUACGACAAGGGUGCGCUCCUCGAACACGUCGACCGAACAAUCACACUCGACAUGAAGAUGGACAACUUGGACGAUGGUGCAAACUACGCCUUCUUCAACGACGUAACCUACGUGCACCCCAAAGUCCCAACCCUCUACUCCGUUCUCUCCACCGGGGAGAACGCCACCAACCCGGCCAUCUACGGCAGCAACACAAAUUCUUUUGUCCUCGCUGCUCAAAACGAAGUCGUCGAAAUCGUGCUCAACAACAACGACCCCGGAAAACACCCCUUUCAUCUCCACGGCCACGCUUUCCAACUCGUAACACGCAGCGAAGAAGAAGCGGGCGCCUACGACCCUGCAAACACGACGACGCCGUCUGCAACACCCAUGCGUCGUGACACCGUCCUCGUCCGACCAAACGGGCACAUUGCACUGCGCUUCCGCUCCGACAAUCCCGGCGUCUGGCUUUUCCACUGGUACGUCUUCAUUUCAUCCUUGUCAAACUCCUUACCCGGCUCUCUUCUUUCUGCAACAUCCCUUCUAACCAAGCCCCCUUCCCACAGCCACAUAGAAUGGCACGUGGCCUCGGGCCUAACCGCCACCAUCAUCGAGCGCCCCCUCGAUAUCCAAUCCCAACUGGCCGGCCAUAUCCCGACUGACCACCUUGCCGCCUGCGCCGCGGGCCAGGUCCCCACGGCUGGAAACGCAGCGGGGAAUACGCUGGACCUGCUGGACCUCACUGGCGAAAACAAGAGUCCUGGCACCUUGCCAGCUGGAUUCACGGCCCGAGGUAUUGUGGCGCUCGUCUUUAGUUGUGUGGCCGCGUUUGUGGGCAUGGCAGUGAUUGCGGGCUAUGGAUUGAGGCCGCUGAAGGUGAGGGUGGCGUAG